Amborella trichopoda is the source of this 2998-nucleotide messenger RNA. Its product is annotated as mitogen-activated protein kinase kinase kinase NPK1. Gene Ontology annotation, cellular component: cytoplasm. NCBI's taxonomy places the organism in Eukaryota, Viridiplantae, Streptophyta, Magnoliopsida, Amborellales, Amborellaceae. Gene Ontology annotation, biological process: protein phosphorylation; MAPK cascade. The record is from RefSeq and is a predicted model, not a curated record. Gene Ontology annotation, molecular function: MAP kinase kinase kinase activity; ATP binding.
CUGACGCUGAGUAAUUCUUUCUCUAAAACACUGAGUAAUUCUCUCUCUCUCUCUCUCUAAAAGACUAACUCUCUCUCCAACGGCCCAUCGAACACCAAGAUAGGCUUUCUCUCUCUUCUCUCUCUCAUCAAAUAGCAAAUUAUACUCUCUUUUCUCAGAUACCAAAUACACAGUAGCAGUCUCUCUCUUUCUAAACAAAUGCUCUGGUGAUGUGAUGUGCCUUUGGGUUAUGAUCAAGAUUUCUUUUUUACGAUCAAAAUUUCUUUUUGGGGUGAGAUUCGUCCCUAAUUCAUCUGAUUCACUAGAGUUUCUUGAAACCUUAGUGAUCAGAUUGAUCAGAGUCAGGGUUUCCGCUCACCCAGAAAAGGAACUUAGGGUUUUGGAUUCAUCAGCCAGAACCUAAAGAUUGGUUUGUUCCAAAUUAGGGUUUUGUGAAACUCAAUGAUCCAUGAUUUGCCCAAAUUAGGGUUUCUGAAAUUCAAGGAUCCAUGAUUUGCCCUUCAUUCUAGGGUUUCUGGGCCUUGAAUUUGGAGGGAAGGAUGCAGGAUAUCUUUGGUUCAGUUCGUCGAUCUCUAGUUUUCCGAAGCUCUGAUGUUGACGAAGGGGGCUUGAUGCGAGGGAUUGGAGCUUGUCUUAGGAAAUCGAGAAUUGGGUUUCUCCCUAAAGCUCAUAGUAAUGUACCUAUGAUCAGAUGGAGAAAGGGCGAGCUUAUAGGUUGUGGAGCCUAUGGCCGAGUUUAUAUGGGAAUGAACCUUGAUUCUGGAGAGCUCUUGGCUGUUAAGCAGGUUUUGAUUGCCGCAAAUGGUGGGUCGAAAGAGAGAGCUCAAGCUCAUAUCCGAGAGCUUGAGGAAGAGGUCAAAUUGCUUCGAAAUCUCUCUCAUCAGAAUAUAGUGCGUUAUCUUGGAACGGAUAGAGAGGAGGAAGCACUGAAUAUUCUUUUGGAGUUUGUUCCUGGAGGAUCUAUAUCUUCACUUUUGGGGAAACUUGGUUCUUUCCCUGAAACUGUUAUCAGAAAAUACACAAAGCAGCUGUUACAGGGACUGGAAUAUCUCCACAAAAAUGGGAUAAUUCACAGAGAUAUAAAGGGUGCAAACAUCCUUGUAGAUAAUAAGGGAUGCAUCAAGUUGGCUGAUUUUGGUGCAUCUAAAAAAGUGGUGGAAUUGGCAACUGUGUCGGGUGCGAAAUCAAUGAAGGGUACUCCAUAUUGGAUGGCACCAGAAGUAAUAUGUCAGACAGGGCAUAGUUUUUCUGCUGACAUAUGGAGCGUUGGAUGUACUGUGAUUGAGAUGGCGACUGGGAAACCUCCAUGGAGCCAGCAGUAUCAAGAGGUUGCUGCUUUAUUCAUUAUUGGUUCUACAAAGUCGCAUCCACCCAUUCCAGAACAUCUCUCUGAGGAGGCAAAGGAUUUUUUGUUGAAAUGUCUACAAGAGGAACCAAACGUGAGGCCAACUGCUUCUGAAUUGCUCCAGCAUCCAUUUGUAAUUGGUGAAUGUGAGGAUCCCCUCCCAUCUCGGACAUCAGUUAUGGAGCAAUCUGUGAAUUUGUUGAGGCAGUCUGGGAUGUACCUGAAGAAUUCGUUUAACAUGAUGAGUAGGCCUAGUGCAAUGGGAAGCUGGCAGGAUGUUCCGAACCUUGGAAGUGUAAGGGCCUCUGCUAUAUAUCCAAAUAAAGAUUCGAGAAUGGGAUCAAUUUGGGAAUCUGGUACCAGUGGGGAUCUAUGCCGGAUUGAUGACAACGAUGAGGAUGAUCUAGUGAGGCUGGAUUUUUCUCCAGAUAAAAAUGAGUCUACAAUGAGCUGUAAUCCCAUGUCUGAGCCCCAAGAUGACUGGGAGAGUAAGUUUAAUGAAAGUAUGGGACAGAGACACUUGGGUUUAUCCAGGACUGGUAAAUCGGUGGUGGAUGCAAGAACUUCAGAAGCAGUUCAGGCUGUUAAAGAGAGAAAUGACAUCAGAUUUUCCACUACACAGGCAUUGUAUGAAGAAGAUGAUGAAGUCACAGAGUCAAAAAUCAGUGCCUUCUUGGAUGAGAAGGCUCUGGAGCUGAAGAAGCUGCAGAAUCCACUCUAUGAAGAAUAUUACAACACCAUUAAUGCUGCCUGUUUAGGUGGUGUGGAGAAUCGCUAUGAAACAUGCGUUACUCCUUCUAAGCUGCCCCCAAAGAGCAAGUCACCCAACAAGGUGACUAGUAUCUCUCCUGGGGGGAUGAGCGAUCGCACAAGCAACAAUUCCUCUGGUAUUUCUAGUAGGAGAGUUUCUUAUUGUGGAAACUAUCAAGCAAACAAUACUAGUGCUCUGAAAGAGGUCCCCUCCCCUAAGCUUAAUGAAUGGAAAGGCUUUUACCAUGGUGGUCAGCAAAAUUCAACUGGCCCAAGUGCGAGCUGUUUUGAGAUGCAGCGGUUGUGGAAAGAAGAGCUGGACCAGGAGCUCGAGAGAAAACGAGAGGAGAUGAAGAAACGACUGGCUGCCAAUGGUGGGAAGUCAUCCUCUUCACCAAAGGACAGAAUAUCAAACCGAAAUAGAGAUCGUUCAAUGUUUGCAUCUCCAGGCCAGGCAGACGGAUGAUCCAAACAAGCAGCAGGAUCAUGAAAAACCUCUCUCUCUCUCCCUCUAAAGUUUUACUUCGGCCCUGCAGCAAAAUGCCCCUGUUUAUUUCCAUCAGCUGGCAUGAUCAGUGGCCUAGCAAAAUGCAGCAUGUAGUAUAAUUGGCGGGUUCUGAAAAUUUGUCCAAGCCAUACCGCGGCUCCCUCACCAGAUAUAAAAGAAAUGCUAUUGUUAUAGUAUGGCCAGUUACAGUUUUGUUUGGUUGGUUUUGCAAGGAAUGUUGUACGGUCCCUUUUGUUCUUUGUUAUUCAUAUGUGGCUUUUUGGUUUGUUAUCACUUGAACUGGGUUUGGUGGCUUCUUCCUCCCUGUAUACUUCUGCAAAUUUAGUGACUGUUGUUUUAGUUUUACCUGUUCUCCCGAGCUUAAAUGUUGGAGAUGCAACAGAGCUUGUUCAAUU